This is a messenger RNA of Ochotona curzoniae (black-lipped pika), 1736 nucleotides long. RefSeq names its product cytochrome P450 2C18-like. NCBI's taxonomy places the organism in Eukaryota, Metazoa, Chordata, Mammalia, Lagomorpha, Ochotonidae. Gene Ontology annotation, cellular component: intracellular membrane-bounded organelle; cytoplasm. The record is from RefSeq and is a predicted model, not a curated record. Gene Ontology annotation, biological process: xenobiotic metabolic process. Gene Ontology annotation, molecular function: iron ion binding; oxidoreductase activity, acting on paired donors, with incorporation or reduction of molecular oxygen, reduced flavin or flavoprotein as one donor, and incorporation of one atom of oxygen; heme binding. The coding region runs from base 1 to 1473 and encodes 490 amino acids. The transcript is spliced from 9 exons.
AUGGGUCCCGCCGUGGCCCUGGUGCUUGGUCUCUCCUGUUUGCUUCUGCUUUUGCUCUGGAGACAGAGCUCUGGAAGAAGGGGACUCCCUCCCGGCCCCACUCCACUCCCGGUUGUUGGAAAUCUCCUGCAGCUGGAUAUUAAGGACAUCAGCAAAUCCUUAACCAACCUCUCUAAAGUCUAUGGUCCUGUGUUCACUCUGUACUUUGGCAUAAAGCCCAUUGUGGUGUUGCAUGGAUAUGAAGCAGUGAAGGAAGCCCUGGUUGACCCUGGAGAAGUGUUUUCUGCAAGAGGCAGUUUCCCAGUAGGUGAAAAAGUUAAUAAAGGACUUGGACUUCUUUUCAGCAAUGGAAAGAAAUGGAAGGAGAUGCGGCGCUUCUCGCUCAUGACCUUGCGCAAUUUCGGGAUGGGGAAGAGGAGCAUAGAGGAGCGAGUUCAGGAGGAGGCCCGCUGCCUUGUGGAGGAGCUGAGGAAAACCAACGCCAUGCCCUGUGACCCAACCUUUAUUCUGGGUGCUGCUCCUUGCAACAUGAUUUGCUCCGUGAUUUUCCAGAGCCGUUUUGAUUACGCAGAUCAAAAUUUUCUUAAUUUGAUGGAAAAAUUCAAUGAAAAUCUCAAGCUUAUGAGUACCCCAUGGAUCCAGAUUUGCAAUACUUUUCCUAUACUCAUGGAUUUUCUCCCAGGGAGUCACAACCAAGUGCUUAAAAAUUUUUUUUAUGUAAAAAAUUAUGUUUUGGAGAAAGUCAAAGAGCAUCAAGAAUCUCUGGACGUUAACAAUCCCCGGGACUUCAUUGAUUGCUUUCUGAUCAAAAUGGAACAGGAAAAGCAUAAUCAACAGUCUGAAUUCACUGUUGAAAGCUUGCUGGCCACUGUGACUGACUUGUUUGGAGCUGGCACGGAGACGACGAGCAGCACCCUGAAAUACGGACUCCUGCUCCUGCUGAAGCACCCGGAGGUCACAGCUAAAGUGCAGGAGGAGAUUGAGCGUGUGAUCGGCAGACACCGGAGCCCCUGCAUGCAGGACAGGAGCCUCAUGCCCUACACGGACGCUGUCAUCCACGAGAUCCAGAGAUUCAUUGACCUCGUCCCCACUAACCUGCCCCAUGCAGUGACCAGUGAUAUUAAGUUCAGAAGCUACCUUGUCCCUAAGGGCACAACUGUAAUAACAUCACUAACUUCAGUACUGCAUGAUAGCAAGGAAUUCCCCAAUCCAGAGAAAUUUGAUCCUGGCCACUUCCUGGAUGAGAGUGGUAACUUUAAGAAGAGUGAGUACUUCGUGCCUUUCUCAACAGGAAAACGGAUAUGUGUUGGGGAAGGCCUGGCCCGCAUGGAGCUAUUUCUCUUCCUGACCAGCAUUUUACAGAACUUUCAGCUGAAACCUUUGGUUGACCCAAAGGACAUUGAUAGUACUCCUAUUGCCAGUGGAUUUGGACAUGUGCCACCUUCGUACCGGCUCUGCUUCAUUCCUAUCUGAAGAAGGGAGGAUCAUCUGCUCUGCUGUCAUCUGUAACUCCCCCGCCUGUGGGAGCAUCAUCUUCCCCCUUUCCCUGUCAUCCCCUCACUCACUCCUUUCCCUAAAGAUUUUGAGUUUGCUGGGUCACUGCCCAUUAGAUCCACUAUGCAUUUUAUGUAUAACACACAAAUUGAUCACCACAAGGCUAAUACUUAUGCUCAGUUAUUAGUAUGCUAUUACUAUAAAACAAUACAAUGGUAGAAAACAAAAAAUGGUAAUUCAGA